CAUGUUCAAUCUCUAUCCAGAGGUCUUGGGAUAUUAAGAGAUUUGUAGUUUGAGAGUCCCUCUCAUUGCUUUCAAUGCAAGGUGGCCUUAUAAUAAAUUUUCUUUGUCCUUAUAAUAUACCAAGUUUUCUGUUUGUCAUUGGAAGGGAAUAUUUGCAUUAAGCACAUUUGUCUUCUCUUAUCCUUCUUUCUCUUCACACCUCCAUUCAUCAAAUUCAGUAAUUUUUUCAUUAUUUGCAUGCUUUUUUCUCAUUUCCAAGGGCAUUUUUGUCUCUGCAAUUCGCCAACCUAUUCAACAAACUAUGAUAAAAAUACACAUAUAAAUUGAUUAGUGUUAAUUUGCCCUUCCCAUUUCCCUAUACCAAGACUUUCUCUUCCCAAAUGAAAAAGGCAUCGCCUCAAGAUUCUGUCCCUUUCCCUGGAAAAACAACGCAGUUCGCUGCUGAAUGCUGGUUUGACGACGCAUGCAUCCUCAAUAUGGACUAUUUCGUUAAGACAUUAGCCGGCAUUAAGCCUAAGGGUGUCCGUCCUGAUCUUAUUGGCUCAAUCAUAGCUCACUACGCCUCCAAAUGGCUACCUGAGCUAUCUGGUGACGAUGCUUGUGACAGAGGAUUAACCAAUUUCGAAGAAUCACCCGAAAGUGUUACAGCCUCAUGGAUGAAGAAGAGAUUUUUUGUUGAAACUCUAGUGGGUGUCUUGCCUCCGGAGAAGGAUUCAGUUCCAUGCAACUUCCUGCUUCGCCUUCUCCGGACGGCAAACAUGGUUGCAGUGGAGCCAACAUAUAGAGAAGAGCUCGAGAAGAGGAUUUCAUGGCAGCUUGACCAAGCUUCAUUAAAAGAGCUAAUGAUACCAUCUUUUAGCCACACUUGUGGGACUUUACUAGACGUUGAGCUAGUGACACGAUUAGUGAAGAGAUUUGUUAAUUUGGAUGAAGCAGCUAAGAGUGGAGCUGCUGCUUUAGUUAAGGUGGCUAAGCUUGUGGAUUCUUACUUGGCAGAAGCAGCAGUGGAUGCUAAUUUGAGUUUGCCAGAGUUUGAUGAUCUUGCUUCUGCUCUCCCUAGCCAUGCUCGAGCUAUUGAUGAUGGUUUAUACAGAGCCAUUGAUACUUACCUCAAAGCACAUCCUGGAUGUACAAAGCAAGAAAGGAAGAUUCUUUGCAGAUUAAUUGAUAGCAGGAAGCUCUCUCCUGAGGCUUCACUCCACGCUGCUCAGAACGAAAGGUUGCCUGUUCGUGCAGUGAUCCAGGUUCUCUUCUCUGAACAAACCAAGCUCAAUAGGCACAUUGACUGGAGUGGCUCAUUCAGUGGCACGAGGAGCCCGAACCCAGGGUUCGACCCUUCUGGAAGGUGCUUUUCAAAACGGGAAAUGAAUGCCCAACAAGUGGAGAUAAAGAAGUUAAGAGAAGAUGUGCUGAGGCUGCAAGGGCAAUGCUACGCCAUGCAAAUGCAAAUGGAGAGGUUGGUGGAGAAGAAGAAAGGAUUCUUUAGGUGGAAGAAGCUGGGGAUAAUGUCCUCGUUAAAAAGUGUUAGUGGUGUUGAGAAGAUUGAAGAGGGUGAUGGAGAGGUAGAGGCUGGGUUUGGGAGGAUGACUCCUGUGGACAUGAAGACUAAGUUGGUGAAGGGUAGGAAUCCUAAGUGGAGAAAAUCCAUGUCUUGAAUGUGAAAUUUCAAGCUACAUGACUGACACAUGGUUUUUUUUUUUUUGUUUAAAAUGACGUUAUGCUAAUUAAUUAUGUGUUUUGUUUUGUUUGUAUUAAUAAGAAAUAAUCUAUAUUUAAAAUAAAAUCAACUUUUCAAAUAGAACA
Molecule: messenger RNA, 1803 nt
Organism: Manihot esculenta (cassava)
Lineage: Eukaryota; Viridiplantae; Streptophyta; Magnoliopsida; Malpighiales; Euphorbiaceae
Product: root phototropism protein 3
Exons: 2
Coding region: 381-1655 (424 amino acids)
Source: RefSeq, a predicted model, not a curated record